Messenger RNA from Oncorhynchus mykiss (rainbow trout), 4979 nucleotides. RefSeq names its product EGF-like repeats and discoidin I-like domains 3b (gene edil3b). The record is from RefSeq and is a predicted model, not a curated record. Gene Ontology annotation, cellular component: plasma membrane. NCBI's taxonomy places the organism in Eukaryota, Metazoa, Chordata, Actinopteri, Salmoniformes, Salmonidae. Gene Ontology annotation, molecular function: signaling receptor activity; calcium ion binding.
GGUAAAACAAUCUAUAAACCAAUCUGAAGAGUUUGUCGUGUGUGACAAUCUGGCCUGUCUGGUUCUUGGUAGACACUGAGUGUACAAAAUAUAGCUUUUUCCAUGAUAUAGACUGACCAGGUGAAUCCAGGUGAUUCCUUAUUGAUGUCACUUGUUCAAUCCACUUCAGAACCUCCAUCCGUCUCUACCAGGGAGACAGGUUAGUGGACUCUGACCCUGUUCAGAUGACAGACACAGCAGAGCAGCAUCACUCUGAUCGUAACACAGUCAAAGACUGGACACACUUGACAGCCUCAGAGUGGAGUACAGACCUGUCAGAGCUGAUCUAUUUCCCUGUGUAGGGAAAGUGGAGAUACUUGGAGACCAGAGAUAAUGGGGAAGACAGACAUGUAGACAUGUAGCAGUGGACAAGGUAAGAGUUGGUGAGUUCAGUGCCAUCACUGUGACAGAGAAUGUGUCAGGGGUCUUGGCCUGGGCAUCCCGUAGUUCUGUCAGCAGACAGAAACUCAGACAGUCUGACCUGGCGAUGACCGGCGGAGGCUGUAGAGGGACGUCCUAUGCUCUGCUACAGACCAGAGGACAAAUAGGAAGGACAGGAGGAGUGGGCCUGGCUGCUAACAGAGGGGGAUGAGCGUGUUGGCUCCAAAAAACAACCACACACACACACACGCGUCCUGCAGAGCCCGAGUGUGUGCCGUCUAUGGAGAGAGAGAGAGAGAGAGAGAGAACCCAGCGAGGAAACAGUCAUUCCUCAUGCAGGUACAGUACAGCUAUGUUGUUAAUCACACCGAUGGAAUCAUGUCCCAGUUCCACUUUGUAAGGAUCUGGUUCAAAGCCGGAAGAUACAUUUCCUUUUUUUUCUUUUUGCAAAGAAAGAGAUUUGUCCAUCUCAAUGUACUUGACGUCAUUUUGAAAUGACAGACUUUUACAGACAGGGCUAUUUUUGACAUUGAUAACAUUUCCCGACAUUUCUUGUCUCUUUACUCUCAACAGCUGAUGUGACUCUGGACCGUCAUACAGUUCACUGUAGUUUGAUGUUGCCUGACGAUGGGAGGACAGUGAAACCAGGAGAUGAGACGAGUGUCCCUGAUAAUCCACAGAGCUUUAAUGAGAUUCAGGGGGUGUCCUGGCCAAAGAUGGCUUCUGCUCUGGACGACACCUCUGGCAGGUGGAGGUGAACAAACUCCGGUUGUCUACUCAAAGGAAAGAUAUGGAAACGUACUCUCCAGAGAAGGUUUACUUUUUUCUUUGACUCCUGUCUUUACGACCUCAUUACUGUCUUUUUUCAGCAUGCCCUUAUACCUCAGAGUAUUGGGUGUAUGUGGAGGUUGAGGAGAGGUGGGUCUCAUUUUACAAGUCCAGGGCUCUACAUCUACACUUUCACUGACUUCUCUGAGAGAGAGAGAGAAGAUCUACCCCCUGGUUGAAGUGAAUGGAGAAGGCUUUGUGAUCCAGGAGCUGAGAUAAAGUCCGGGAUGGGCGCUGGGGAGGGCAGAAAUGAUCUGGCAACUGGAGGGCUACUGGGUUCACAUCCCCAAGACAUCUCCCUACUGUUGGACAAGGUCCUUAACCCCACAACCUGCUUCCCAUCCAGUGGAGAUACACUACAGCUUGACCCAUAGAAGACACGUUUCUGUUGUUCGCUGUAACAUGUGGACAAAUACAGUUGUGUUGUCAUUAUUCUAAAAUAUUAAGGUACAAAUGGACCCACAUUCGGGGACAGGAAGCUCAACCUGGGGAUGCUUUCUACUUGGUAAACCUGUGUGCUCUCUCCAGCCAAUCACCAUCAUCAAUACAGAAAUGAAGUGCUACGGAAACAUUUAAACCAGCAGCAGGACAGUGGAAAUCGGUGGUCUUAAACCUUUGAAAUUUGAAUUGAACAUAAUUCAUUCAUUUAAUAAAACAUCUGGAUGUAAAGUAUUGGGACUGGAUCUGAGUUUCACUCCAAUGUCAGGCCUGUCAGAGGAAACUGUUGCCCAAUCCCAUAUCAGCGUAGGGGAUGGUUCUCACUCUGACCAGCAGAUGGAGACAAAACCUUAGGAACGGCACACGACUUCAGACCUUGACCAUGAGUACCUACUAAGACUGAUCGUCAUUGACUGAUACACCAGCUUGUGUGACUGAUGUAGUGCAAUACAAGGUCAGAUCACCUAUUUGGCAGGAGAGGGAAAAAGAGUAUUCACAUGGGGUCAUUUAGUAACUCUCUACCUCCCCCUCUCUCUUCUCCCUCCAUCUCUCUCCCUCGCCUCCCCCUCUCCGAGUGAAGCAUUGGCACCAAUGAACCCAUUGAUGAACAGGCACAAGCUCCUCCAGCCAAGUCAAACAGCCUCCCAGUGCUUUAAUCAUGGCCUAAAAAGCCAACAACUUGGCCCACACUCUAACCCGAUCCCACCUUGCCGCUACGUCCUCCCCCGCAUCCCAACACUCCUACCCCCUAACCCACCCAUCCCACCACCACCCCUACCCCCUAUCCCCUGCACAGAUGCUGCAUUCAGAACCAAGUUCUGCUUCGCAUAAGCACAACUCUCACUGGUUUCUCUGUGUCGUGUCCGUACACUCAGCGUUCUGGGACAGGAAAACAGUUAUCCAGACACUCUCCAUCACACACAUACGAUACACAUACAACCCAGCUGAACUUCCUCCAUUUGGUCCCCGAUGGGCAAAACAUCUUAUCUCCUCUUCAUGGGACCAUUCUGGCCUUAUUGGUAUGAUGUCAUCAAAAAAUAUGCAUGCAGGCAGCUCUGUGUUUUCACAUAGGCCAGCCUACACUAUUCGAAAUGUUUUUGCUAUCGAUAUUAAAUGGUUAUUUGGCUGCCCCCACAGGGGUAGACUUUAUAUAACCAUUUUUGGUUGCAGGUUGGACCCUUUGAGAGAACUCCACUUUUCACGAGUGCCUCGUUAUGUGAAUUCAAAGGAUUCUAACCUGGAACCAAAAAGGGUCGUCUUAGCCGAAUGAACUCUUUCGGGAACCCUUUUUUUUCGAAGAGUGUACUGAAUACGACCUUUAUCCUGGGAAACGAGUGCCAUUAUUUAUUUGGCCUAUUUUGUUAACAUUAAUUAUUAUAAUGAGGUUAUACAUCCAUUUUCAAUCAUCAGGAGAUUAUUGUGAUGGCUAAACUACAACUUCAGGUUAGUCAAUUAUAGCUACUGAUUGUGGCGGUCAAGCAGCCGAGGUGAGAUACUGCGCAGCAUCACUGCGGUGAAGCGAACCAGAGAAGAGGUGGUAGCGCUCAACCUCAGGAUCCCUUUGCUUUUUGUCUGUCUGCCUAUUUAUCUGCGCAACAAACUCGCAUCUCCGGGUAAACUGAUUGACAGACAGCUUGCGAGGAGGAGUCGCCAACAUCAUCAGCAUCAUCACAGCGGCCUCUGCAGCGAAGGCGGAGGAGAGGAGACGAGAGAAAGAAGAUAAGUUUUCUGACCUUUGUUUUGGUUUUGACCGCGGGGGAAAGCAGUAACUCGGAGAUGCACCUGCUAUUGUCCCUCGCGGUGCUGUGCCUCGGUGCGGCUGUGCCUCGGCAGGUGAACGGGGAUGAAUGUGAACCUGUGUCAUGUGAGGGCGAUGCAGACUGUUUCACCCCCCAGUCAGAGGAGGCGCUACUCUUAUCCACGCCAGACUGGGAGGAGCUGAUUACAGCAGGUCCGUGCCAGCCCAACCCAUGCCACCAUGGGGGUGUGUGUGAGACCACUAAUGCCCAACGAGGUGAUGCCUUCCUGGGGUACCACUGUCACUGCUCCCCUGGCUACUCUGGAACCCACUGCCAACACAAUGUGAAUGAGUGUGAGAGUGGGCCGUGCAGGAACGGAGGUGUGUGUACAGACCGGGAGGCCAACUACACGUGUGUGUGUCCUGGAGAAUACACUGGCAGGACCUGCCAGCACAAGUGUUCAGGUCCUCUGGGCAUGGAGGGUGGUAUCAUCACCAAGGGGCAGCUGUCCUCCUCCUCUGUUCAGCGGGGCAUGUUUGGUUUGCAGCACUGGAGCCCUGACCUGGCCCGGCUCCACCGCAGGGGCAUGGUUAAUGCCUGGAGCCCUGCACUCAGCGACCGCUGGCCCUGGAUACAGGUGAACCUGCGGCAGCAGAUGCGUGUGACGGGGCUGAUUACCCAGGGUGCUCGGCGGCUGGGCAGCUCAGAGUAUGUGAAGUCCUAUAAGAUCGCCCACAGCGACGACGCUAGGACCUGGAGCAUGUUGAAAACCAGAGGAGACACACAGGACAUGAUAUUCCACGGUAACUCAGACAGCAGUUCUCUCAUGGCCAACACCUUCUCUUCACCAAUUGAAGCACAGUACAUACGGGUUUACCCUCAAGUUUGCUGGGGCCAUUGUAUGCUGCGCAUGGAGCUGAUGGGCUGCGAGCUCACAGGCUGUUCAGAGCCUCUGGGUCUAAAGGGGGGUCAGGUGCACGACUCCCAGCUGACCUCGUCCUCUGUGUACCGGACCCUGGGCAUGGGUCUGCUGGCCUGGACCCCGAACAGAGCCAGACUGGACAACCAGGCCAAGGUCAACGCAUGGACCGCAGCCACCAAUGACCAAAACCAGUGGAUACAGGUAGACCUGUUGGUUCCUACUAAGGUAACAGGUGUAGUGACUCAGGGAGCUAAGGACUUUGGCCGAGUCCAGUUUGUGCGCUCCUACAAACUAGCCUACAGCAACGAUGGACUGAGGUGGACGACAUACCAGGACGAAACACAACACAAGGACAAGGUGUUCCAGGGGAACGUUGAAAAUGACACCCACAGGAAGAACUCCGUCCAGCCGCCCAUAUAUGGUCGUUUCCUCCGCCUCAUCCCCUGGUCCUGGUACGGACGCAUCACACUGAGGAUGGAGCUACUGGGCUGCACAGAGGACGACUGACCAUCUCUCCCUCUCUCCCUCCGUCUCUCUCUCUCUCUCUCCCUCUCUCUUCUCCCUCCGUCUCUUUCUCUCUCACCUAGCUCUCUCUUCUCCCUCCGUCUCUUUCUCUCUCACCUAGCUCUCUC